Messenger RNA from Cetraspora pellucida, 303 nucleotides. The record is from the annotation of a GenBank genome assembly. Lineage: Eukaryota; Fungi; Glomeromycota; Glomeromycetes; Diversisporales; Gigasporaceae.
GCUGUUGUUUCUCCUUCUCGAGUUACCAUAUCAUCACCAAAAAAUAUUACAACUACUAACGGAGAUGGGAUUAACGAAACGACAACUACCUUUAACACGAAAACACCAUUUACAUUUUACACAACGCCAACUAUUUUUACUACAUCAACCUCAGCCACUUCUGCUAUGUCACUAGCUAAUUUUACUGCCAAAUCAGCUAAUUCUACAACAUCAGCUACUUAUACCACAGAAUCAGCCACUUCUACUGCAUCUUUACCAAAUAAUGAAUGUAAGUAUGAAAUAAUGCAGAUAAAAACUUUAUGA